UGGGUGUAAGCUGGAACUCAAGGCAUUUCAUUGUGGAAAGAAUCUGCAAAGAACUCACCAUAUCCAGUUCUGUCAUCUCAUCUAAACUUUAAAGUAUCACUGAACUCUGAAGCCUACAUUAAACACCACAGCUACAAAUGGAUAUGGAAGAUACAGAACUGAGGAUUUUUAUGUUGGGUAAAAGUGGGUCGGGAAAGAGUGCUACAGGAAACACUAUCCUAAACAGAAGAGUGUUUAAGGACACAUGUGCCUUUCAUUCCAUCACCAAUGUGAGUAAAAGAGGCUGCACUAUUUUAGAAGACAAGGCGAUUAUUGUAGUAGAUACACCGGGAAUCUGCCACACGUCCCUGACUAAAGAAGACUUGAAAAGAGAAAUUAACAAAGGGCUACACCUUUGUGCUCCUGGUCCACAUGUAAUCCUAAUAGUCAUCAAACUGGGUGUGAGAUUCACAGAGGAAGAAAAGAAAGUGCUUGAGUGGAUUCAGAACAACUUUGGAGAAGAAGCACGAGACUGCACCAUGGUUCUGUUUACUUACGGAGAUUUACUGACAGAUUCGAUGGAAAAUCACCUGGAUAACUGCCCAACACUGACAAAUCUAGUGGAGCAGUGCAAUGGACAGUACCAUGUUUUUCAGAACAAACAGCAGGAUCAGUGCCAGGUUCGUGAGCUUCUGAAUAAAAUAGAAGAGUUACGAAGAUUGAAUGGCAACAAAAUAUACACCAAACAUACUGCGUCACGACUUGUGGGAGCAGCAGCAGCAACAGCAGCAGUAGCAGCAGCAGCAACAGCAGCAAUUGCUAUAAUUGCAACUACAGGUCACAAGUAACUAAUGGUAGAAGAAGCACUUAACAUCACACACACACACACACACACGUGAUGUGGGGUGCAUUCAUAUAUAAAGUGCUUGGUCUGGUGUGUAUUCCAGCUUAGUGCAGUUCUUUUUGACAGGUAAGAAACUGCGAUCACAGUUGUGUCUGAGAGCAUCUAAGAUCUGUUUCGACUCAGUUCACCCAUCUGGAAUUAACCAUGGCAUAUAAUCUGAGCCACAGGACAGAGGACUAGUUGUGCAGAAAUAUCAUGUGUUCUGUAGACAAACUAACAGAGGGAAUAAUGUGGAUGUUAUGCAAAAAUGUUUUAUGUGUAGAAUUAUCUAAUCUUUUAUUCAUGACUUUCCCAUGAUUGUGUGUCUUUUUGUGAUUCAUUAAUGUAAUAACUUCUAAACAGUAUAGUACAAUGUAAUAACUUAUAAGUAGUAAUGCACAGUAUAAAUAAAGAUUAUUUAUGUAAGGAAGCAUGCAUUUGGAACAAUGUAACCAACUCAGAUUUUGGUCUAGAAUGUAAAAGCAAUUAUUGGCAAUUGAUAAACACCCACUUACUACAAUAUCAUACAAGUUGUAAAAAAUCUGGUAAACAGCUUUGGUAAACCAUCAGUUAAUAAGCUACUUUAAAGUUUGGUAAACUCACAGGGUAUAAUUAAGUACAACAGAAACUGCUUAGAGGCUUGACAAAGACAAAGGCAAAUGUGAGCAGAGAAACAUACAAAAUGUACUGAUUUUAAAAAAACAGUAAAAUGAACACUUAUCCAUAAAGGUCAUGGUCAAACAAUCCAUACAUGGGAUCUAUAGUCCUUCUGAGGAAGUCCUUAUGCCUGGAACCCCAAAAGGAAAAACAGUCCAGAGAAAAAAGGAGAAAAGUCCCCACUGCCAUAACGUUAUGAAAGUCCAACUGUAAAUACAGAUCCCCAUUUAUCUCCUGUAACUGGAUGGCCAACUGAUUAAAAACCAGCUCCAAAAGUAAAGAAAGAACCAACCGUACUCCAAAACCAGAUAAUUCCUCCAUCCUUUUUACUUCAGUAGGCCUUCCUGUUUCAGGGUAUCCUAAGGUCAAAAUUAAAGUCCCCUUUCCCUACUGUAGGAAGUUUCUGCCCCAAACCUAAAAGUGCCAUGUGUCACUUCAAAUGAAACCACAACUCACAAGAAAAUAAAAGAAUGAAAGAAUCAUCGGAACACAUACCAACUCAACCAAAUUUACCAGAGUAGAAAUGGCAGAGAACUAGAUGAAAUGCACAUUCAUCUAUUACUGCUAAUAUUAUGAACAGCAGCUACGCUAAUGCUGUUCCAUUGUUUCCCUUCUUCUACCCAUCCCGAGGCAUACAGAGACUGUGCCGGCUCCAGUGGCGUCCGGAGAUGGACCAGCUCCAGCCGGGUUCUGCUUGUGAGGAUUGGGAUAUUCAAGCAGCGCUGUGGACAACAACCUCCUUAUUGAUUUACAUAACACUAUACACAUGCUGUAUCUGUAUCACACAAUUAUCACCCAAAUAAGGAUGGGUUCCUCUUACCAUCUAAGGGAGUUUUUCCUUGCCACAGUCGCCUCAGUCACCUCAGGCUUGCUCACUUGGGAUAACAUCUAGGACUGUCUGUCUGUCUGUCUGUUUAUAUGUUUGUUGUUUUCUUAUGUUGUUUCUCAUGUAAAGCUGCUUUGAGACAAUGCUCAUUGUUAAAAACGCUAUACAAAUAAAAUUGAAUUGAAUUGAAUAGAACAUCAAUUAGGGCCUGAAACCAUUUGAAUUAUAAACACACUUUUUCACAAUAUUUUACCUUCAUUCAAAUUUGUAAAAUAUAGUAUCGGAUAUUUAUUUCAGCCCUAAUAUAGUGGAAUCACAACGUCCCUGUAUAAAGCUAUUUAUUUGUUAUUUCCCUUUACAUGCACAGUUUCACAGUGUGGUCUGGUAUGCAGGAACAUAUUUCUGAACACUGGAGAGCUCUCAUGCAGACUUGUAAACAUAGAGUAUCUCAAAUGCAUAAUUUAUUCAAUUUCAAUUGUAUUUCUUUGGCAGCUUGUUAACUAGCCAUUAGCAUCAUGUAAAUCUGAGGAUAUUCUAACUCACUCAGUAACCACUUCUCUUGAUCAAGGUCAUGGUAGAUCCAUAGCCUAUCCCAGGAACAGCUGGUGAAAGGCAGGAAUAAACCCUAGAUGGGAUGCAAGCUCCUAUCUUUUGUUUUAAACUUAGCACACACAGACUGAUGCUAAUGUGUGGUAUGUUUCAGCAGCUGUCUUACAGCUGAUUCUGGUGUCCUACUGUGUGAUGUGGUUUUGAUUGUUUUAAUAGGAGUGGUGUGUUUAAAACCUAAUUGCUUGUCAUGGCACCGGUAUUUUUCAGCAUGUCAUACAGGUGAUUCCGGUUUACUGCGUGUUUUUAGAUUGUUGAUUUGUUUUGUAAUCUUUUAGGUUAAGAUUAAAAUAGCUAAGAUUGGGUUAUAUAUAGGCAGGUUCUUUAUGACUGUAAUUAUUUCUUUGUGUAUUGUGCUUUUUUUAUUUCUAUUAAAAAGAAAGUUACCUGUACCAUUUCUUUAAGUCAUUCACAGUAGAAUUGCCAGUCUGUUGAUGUGACCUGCAAUCAGUUAGUUAGUUUACAUGCCAGCCGGAAAUUGGUAGGCAGGAAUACACCCAGGAUGUGAGACCAGUCCAUUGCACAGAAACCAAGAAAACCUGGAGAAAUCCCAGGGAGUGUAUCAAUCAUUCCCUCAUUUACAGACAUGAUUAAGACCUAGAGAUUUCAGCAAAGUCUGGGGUUUAUCACCAUCCUGUAUUUCUAAGCUGUCUGGUAUCAUUUUAUGAUUUAAGGAUAUUGAAUUUGUGGCCAGUUGAUGUAUCAUUGGGAUCUUUUUGCUCAUACUCUUAGACUGUUUUCCUGAUUGUUUGCUCUCUGACUUUUAACUUGGACUAUUUUGUUGAUUACUCAGUUCAAUUCAAUUUUACUUGUAUAGCACUUUAACAAUUAAUAUUGUCUCAAAGCAGCUUUACAGAACCAAAGAAACAAAAAAACUUUGCUAAAAUUCCUGUGACUGUGGCAUGGAAAAAAACUGUAUUUUGAGAUUCAUUUUAGUUAGGACAUGAAGUGGGGCAGUGGUAGGUCCAGUAGUUAAGGCUCUAGGUUGUUGACCCGAAAGUCUAGUUUCAAGCCCCAGCACUGCCAAGCUGCUACUGUUGGGCUCCUGGGCAAGCACCACUUUAUUCCAGGGGUUCUGUAUCAUAGCUGCCCCUAUGCUUUGACCCCAAACUAUACCUGUAACAAAGGCUUCUUUUAUCUUGUUGAAGUUAUCAACUAUUCACUGAGACUUGAAAGUAAAUCUGAUCGUGAUUAUUAGACAUUAAGUCUCCAUAGAUUCUAUGUGGUUCUAUCCACAGUAAUCUCAUGUAUCUUCAGUUUGCCCAUGUGGAGCAGCUGCAAGCAGCCUCCUGGUGAUGAGACUCUCACCAGAGGUCAGGUCCCAGGCUGAGCAGAUGGGGGUCAGGAACACUGGCUACAAUCAGUUAAUAAAUAUGAAAUUGUGUCAUGUAUUUAUUCUUUCCUCAGGUUUUGUUUUUACUAUCACUAACUAAACACCUUAUUGUGAUGGUGUAGUCGAGGAUGAGGAAACCCGUCAUAGUUGGGCAAAAACGUAGAAUUUCAUAAGCCCUCAUGGGUGUCUGUGUUGUCUAAUCUGACCCUGGUGGAACAAAGCCUUUAUAAUGUUUGAUGUGUGACAGACUCAACAAACAAAAUGGAUGUUUUCUGUGCAUGAGAACAUCAUGUUCACACACUGAACGUCACGACACACUCGGG
Messenger RNA from Hemibagrus wyckioides, 4607 nucleotides. RefSeq names its product GTPase IMAP family member 4-like. The record is from RefSeq and is a predicted model, not a curated record. Lineage: Eukaryota; Metazoa; Chordata; Actinopteri; Siluriformes; Bagridae. Bases 138 to 827 code for a protein of 229 amino acids. Gene Ontology annotation, molecular function: GTP binding. The transcript is spliced from 3 exons.